Molecule: messenger RNA, 1102 nt
Organism: Aegilops tauschii subsp. strangulata
Lineage: Eukaryota; Viridiplantae; Streptophyta; Magnoliopsida; Poales; Poaceae
Source: RefSeq, a predicted model, not a curated record
AUAGGUUGGAGCUCGAGCUCGAGACUGAGACAGGGAAGGUGAGGAGGAGGCGAGGGAGAGGCGAAGAUGGCAGCGUGGAUGAAAGGAGAGAAGAGGUCGGUGACGCAGAUGAAGGCGAGGAGCAGCCGGUGGCAUGGAUCAAGGGGGAGAGCACCGUCGUCGUCGGUGAUGCACAUAUGGGAAAGAGGGAGGUGAGAGCGCCGAUCCAGGAGGCGGCUUGGCUCGGCCCAGCCAUGGAGCUGGCAUUGGAGACUCCCCGCUGACCUCCUUGGCAAGAGAUGUUGUGCCUGCAGUGGUCGGGUGCUGCCACAAAACGUGUGACUAUAGUAAGAUGCAGUUCUCGACAAUCGCUAUUAGGUGCUCUCUCCCUGUUGGUUUUUUGUUUUUCUGGUUUUGAUUUCCUGGUAUUCAUUUUAUCUAAACACCACAAUCUAUCAGAUCUGAGAGAGAAGAGGAACAGAAGGGCACGGUGGAAGAAUUUGGUGAAGAACAAGAUGGCUCGGAUGCAUUCUUAUAUGCUACAUCCUCAUGGUAUUCCUCAAUCUUUAGCCUUGCCCAACUCUGGUCUUCCUCGGUUUGGUAGAGAUGGCAUAUUGGAGCAAGCAUCAUGUCAGGAUGUCGAUGCCGAUGCUUCUCUGGCUGCUACUGAGGAUGGCAGUGAUCCUUUCACCCACCUAAAAUCAAAGACGGGUUGUUCUUCCCAUCGCUUGUUUAUUUAUGCUAUGAAGUAAACAGGUACAAUGAUCCUCUUUCGCUAAACAUGGGUGUCUGGAACUUAAGGAACACUAGUGGUGGGAAAGCAGCUGGAGGAAACAAGAAAGCGCAGUAACUACUUUCCUAUGGUACUUGUUGCGUGCUUGUUGCUGAUUGCACACCCUAUGGUGCUUGAUGCCGAUUGCAAUGGCAACGCUUCAUCUCCGCAGGCGAUCCAAGCUGUGCUCGUCAUCUACACUAGUGUUAAAACUAUAUUCAGGCGUGACUAUAUGCAUGCCAUUUGUGUAAUAGAAUAUUUAUAGCAAAUAUCCACUAUAAUUUAUUCUUUCGUGUAGGCACAUGCCUUUUCUCUCUUUAACACAGUACAUUAGUUAAGAAUUUUCAAUCA